ACCGUAGCCCCGCCCACUAAUCUGGUUUGACGGCGAAGCAACAGGACAGUUUUGGGAAAAGCCGAGAACAUGAGUAGCUUUGCUUGUUUCAAAAAGUGUGGUUCCGUGCUGAUAACGGGAGCGAACCGAGGACUGGGUUUACAGCUGGUGGAUAGUCUGGUCAACGGAGGAUUUUCGCCGGGGAAGAUUAUCGCCACCACCCGUGACCCCUCCGCCGCACUGAAACUUCAUGAAUUGGCGAAGAAUCAUCCCAACAUCCACAUAAUCGCUCUUGAUGUACAGAGUCAUGAAAGUAUCCAGAGGGGUGUGGAAGAGGUGCAUCAGCUGGUACAGGAGGAAGGUCUGAACUGCCUUAUCAACAAUGCAGGAAUCAAUGUGAUAGCUGACUUCCACACUGUAACUGCUGAGAAGAUGAUUGAAAACUUCCACACUAAUGCUGUAGCACCUCUAAUGAUUACCAAGGCCUUCCUUCCUCUGCUGAAGCGAGCUGCAUCCAGAGGGGCAUGGGAUCCAGCGACCAUGAGCAUCCAGAGGGCAGCUGUCAUUAACAUGUCUUCUGCACUUGGCUCUAUUGAGCUCACAAAAAAGGAGCUUGUAGGACGCUUCAACUGGUACCCCUACAGAGCUUCUAAGGCUGCCCUCAACAUGGUGAGCUGCUCUCUGGCCAUAAACCUGGAAGAUGAUGGUAUUCUUUGUAUGGCUAUACACCCAGGUUGGGUCCGCACCGACAUGGGCGGUUCUCAGGCUCCCCUGAGUCCCGAAGAGAGCAUUUCUUCUCUCUUGUCAGUUAUUGGUGGACUGACUGAGAAGGAUCAUGGGUCAUUUUUGAACUACACAGGAGAGCCAUUGCCUUGGUGAUUCGGAUUAUAUUCAAAAUGAUUCCUAAAUUGACAAAUAGUUAACACCGUUAACUAUUUAGUGGUAUUUAGUGCUAUUUAACUUUAAAAAAGAACCCAUCUGUUGCAUUUCCCUGUUGAAUAUUCUGUUUCGCAACUUGUCCAGGCUGUAUCCUGCCUCCUGCCGGAGUGCAGCUGGUAUAGGCUACAGUGUGACAUCCAGACAGAUGAAAGUCUGUAUGAUCACCUUAAACAUAGGAAGGGAGAUGAGACUCAGUGUCCAAAAGCAAUCAUGACAUAAGUAAUAAAUCCUACAAGACAUAAAAACA
Molecule: messenger RNA, 1165 nt
Organism: Nerophis ophidion (straightnose pipefish)
Lineage: Eukaryota; Metazoa; Chordata; Actinopteri; Syngnathiformes; Syngnathidae
Exons: 6
Coding region: 70-858 (262 amino acids)
Source: RefSeq, a predicted model, not a curated record